Molecule: messenger RNA, 1087 nt
Organism: Cuscuta epithymum
Lineage: Eukaryota; Viridiplantae; Streptophyta; Magnoliopsida; Solanales; Convolvulaceae
Source: the annotation of a GenBank genome assembly
AUGUCGUCUAAGAAAGAAGACGGGGGAUAUUUUAUUUGGUCCGAUGAAACGAUCGGAAUUUUUAAUGACAUAUGCAUUCAGUUCAUUCUUAAGAAUGGGAGGGGACAACAAUUUAGGUGGAAGGAGAUGCAAGCUUUGUUUGAAGAGAGAACAAAAAGGAAAUGUUCUUUUAAAAGCUUGAAAAAUAAGUUUGAUUUUAUGAAAAAGGAAUGGCGAUUAUGGAAAUUAUUGAAGCGUGACGAGACUGGUUUGGGUUGGAAUGCAACCACUGGCACGCUGGAUUGUUCAGAUGAAUGGUGGGAAAAAAAAUCUACAGGAAAAAGCAGAAGUUAAGAAGUUCAGGCAUAAAGGAGUUUUGCCGCAUAUUGAAGAGCAGUGGGAUCAAAUAUUUGGGGACUCAGUAGCCACUGGAGUAGAAUGUGUGGCUCCAACGGCUACAAUUUUGGAGAAUGACAAUCAAGAAAAUCACCAAGACACUGUCACCUUGGAGGAUAACACUGAUACUUACGAGGUAUUUAACAGAUAUAAUGCUGAACCAGAUCUGGAAAACUUUUUUCAAGAUUUUAUGAACGAGGCUAGUGGGAAUAUGCCUUCUGCUCCUACAAUUACCACUGUUGAAGAUGCAGGGACCAGUGCCACUAGUAAGAAGCGCAAACUAAGGCAGUCUAAGGGAUCGGUAAAACUAAGUGAAAAUUUAGAGAGGGGGAAUACAUGUCUUCAAGCAAUUGAGCGCCUCUUGACUAAAAAGGAGAAGGUUGAUGAUGAUUGUGUUAGUGUUGGUGAUGUCAUGGUAAUUAUGACCAGAAUGGCUGAGAAUGGUGGGCUGGUGAGGAGUGGUGACUUGUGGUUUCACAGCAUUUGUGUUCUCGACAGUCUUAGUAGAAGACAAUUCUUCAUGAAUUUUAAAGAUGACGAUGAAAGGCUCGACUGGCUGAAGUUUAUGCACGCAAAAGGAAUAUUUUAAAUACAUUUAGUAUGCUAUUUUGACAUAAACAUUUGCAAUGUUAUGUCACCAGUAACAUUUAGGAUACGAAUUUAUUUAUUUAGGUUGGAUAUUUGAUUUUAAUUUUUAUAUGUUGAGAUUCAG